Molecule: messenger RNA, 222 nt
Organism: Trichomonas vaginalis G3
Lineage: Eukaryota; Parabasalia; Trichomonadida; Trichomonadidae
Exons: 1
Source: RefSeq, a predicted model, not a curated record
AUGACUUCUCCAUUUGUUUUGGUAAAGAUUCUAAAACUAUAUCAAAAGGAAUAUUAUGAUGAAUAUGUUUUGCCUUUAUUACGUAAGCCAAAAAUAACAUUUGAUAUCAAACUUGAUGACUCGUUUUUGAUAACAGAUAUUAGACGCAAGGCUGAAAAUCAUCAGUAUAAAAACAGUUCUGAAGUAAUUGAGGAUUUAUCACGUGUAAUCCGUUUUGUAGAU